UGCUAAAUGUAGCUAUGCUAGCAAACGCACACAAAACAUAAGGACUUUUAGGGUUUUUUUGUGUCUUGUAACUAUAUGUGUUGGAGUUAGCGAGACAUUUAAAUCAGUGACAUGUUUACAUAAGUUUAUCAUUAAUAAUUUAAUAAGAAGCGUACUUUUGUGUUUUGAUUUUAACGAUCAUUUAGGAACGAAUGUACACCGGAACCAUGUGUGGAGGGGAAACAAGGCGGACCUUAAAAGUGUUGCACGCCGAGAUGUAAACAACAGAAGAAAACGGUUAAUUCUAAAUUAUUUGCGGUUGCCUCGCGCCUUUAUAGUAUUAUAACAGUUGUUUUUAAAGUAAUUCCGUAAUGGUUAGUUUUAAGGACAUUUGAGUCGCUGAAUCGGGUUUUCUCCGUUCAAAAAUGAUUUACCAGAUUCCCUGGAUUUACACGCCGGUGCGGUCCGUCCUCGCAGUCUGGCACCAGCUGACCAAAACUGAGAUGCCGGAGCUUUCUAAAGGCUCUGUGAUGAUGAGGGACCGCCGCAGAGUGGAGGAAACCAUCCGGGCCAUGAGGCGAGCCGGCGCAGGCCGCCUGCAGGUCAUCUCAGACUUUGACAUGACGCUGAGCAGAUUUGCUCACAACGGAAGGAGAGUUCCCACCACACACAACAUUCUGGACAACCGGUUGUUGAUAGACGAAGAGUGUACUAUAAAGAUGAAGGAGCUGUUGAACACGUAUUAUCCAAUAGAAAUUGAUGCGAGCCGAAGUGCAAAAGAGAAGCUGCCUCAUAUGGUGGAAUGGUGGACUAAAGUCCAUGAGCUGCUGAUCGAGCAGAGGAUCAGGAAGGACAUGCUGGCCCGGGCGGUGAAGGAGUCCAGAACCAUGCUCAGGGACGGCUACAAAGCGUUUUUCGACGGACUCUACGAGAGCCGCGUCCCUCUGCUGAUCUUCUCGGCCGGCGUGGGCGACGUGCUGGAGGAGGUGAUCCGCCAGAACCACGUCUUCCACGCCAACGUCCACGUCAUCUCCAACUACAUGGACUUCGACCACACCGGCGUCCUGAGAGCCUUCAAAGGUCAGCUGAUCCACACCUUCAACAAACGAGAGGGCGCCGUGACCCAGGCGGCCGCCCUCUCUCAGCUGCAGGGCCGGCCCAACGUGCUGCUGCUGGGAGACUCUCUGGGAGACCUGACCAUGGCCGACGGCGUGUCGGACCCUCGCCACGUCCUGACCGUCGGCUUCCUCAACGACCAGGUGGAGGAGAGGAAGGAGUCGUACGUGAACGCCUUCGACGUCGUGCUGGUGAGGGACGAAACCAUGGACGUUCCCAACGCCAUCCUCAGGAACGUCAUCUCAUCGGGAGACAGGAAGUGACGGCGUUUAUGGAGAAUCUCACCGUUUACCUCAAAGCGAACCUCGCUUCACUCUGACGGCAGCAGACUUUUAAAUGCAGCUCUGUGUUUCACUUUUUACUUUUAUUUUAAAGAAAACGUGAAACUUCGGCUCAUUUAACCGCCAGUAUUUAAGCUUUUAAUGUUUUUUAGGACAAGAAAUCAGAGAAAUGUCGAAGAAAACUCCAACAUUUAUGAUGUUUAACCCCUUAAUGCCAUGAAAAAAGAUUUUAACUUGAAGUAAAUGCUACAUUUAGGUCAUUUUAGAGCUAAUUUUUGAGACAACUGGCAUUAAGGGGUUAAAGACAGAUAACUAGACGUAUUUUUACCUUUUUAGUCAAAUGUUUACCUAUAAUUUAGAUGUUCAGAAUUAUGUCUUAAAAUGCUGCUAAUAUUAUUUUGCAGCAGACUUUUAUUUUGAAAGACAAAUCUACAAUACGGUUUAAAAAAAAUGUAAAUGUUGAUUCGUAAAGUGUUUUUUUUCCCUCUUCCUGCACAAAAGAAGAAACUAUUUUACCAGAAUUGCACCAAAAAAUAUAUUAUUUUGCUUCAAAUGCAAAAGAAAACACAAUUCUUGUCCAACUUUACAACCUAAUUUAAAAAAAAUAGUAAAAGUUUCUACAGACUCACAGAAAGAUCUGUAAACUUUUUACAGGUUUCUACAUAAAAUGUCUGCAUGUUUUUCCUCUCACAAAUGCAGAAACCGUCUUUUUAACAAACAUUUUAAUGAAUGUGACGUUCAGGGUCAAAUGAAGGUGCUUGUUUACCAAAUGUACAUCUUUUAAACUCCUUUUUUUCUUUUAUGGAUUCACAAGAUGUGGACCGCAGGACAAUAAAGUGGAUGGAGGAGA
Molecule: messenger RNA, 2226 nt
Organism: Oryzias melastigma (Indian medaka)
Lineage: Eukaryota; Metazoa; Chordata; Actinopteri; Beloniformes; Adrianichthyidae
Product: 7-methylguanosine phosphate-specific 5'-nucleotidase
Exons: 10
Coding region: 405-1358 (317 amino acids)
Cellular component (GO): cytoplasm
Molecular function (GO): 5'-nucleotidase activity; magnesium ion binding
Source: RefSeq, a predicted model, not a curated record